AUGUCCAACUACUACGGCGGUCAGCCGAAUAGCCAGCAAUACGGCGCGCCAGGAGCCGGCGGUGGUGCUCAAAACCUUCAAUUCUAUCCCUCGUCAUACUCCCCCGCCGUCUCGGGUGCCGCGACACCUCAACAAGCAUCAUAUGGCUAUGGCGCGGGUGCAUCUGCGAGUUUUGGAGCUGGUGGCCAGACUGGCUUUGCCUCUGCUGGCUUCGGCGGUCCUGGUGUAUCCGGACGGAUGGGUGAACAUGGUGGUUUGAGGACUGGCUGGCUGGCCGCAUUCUCGACGGAGGGAUAUGAUGGCGAGCCUCCUUUACUGGAGGAGCUUGGAGUUAAUUUUAACCACAUUCAAAUGAAGACACUCGCAGUUUUAAACCCAUUUAGACACAUCGACCAGCAUAUCAUGGACGAUUCCGAUCUUGCAGGACCGAUCCUGUUCUUCCUGUUGUUCGGAACCAUCCUCCUAUUCUCGGGCAAGGUGCAUUUUGGAUACAUUUACGGACUAGCACUGCUUGGAUCAACAUCGCUGCAUAUGAUUUUGUCGCUCAUGUCACCGACUGAAUCGCCCUCAUCCGAAUCAUACCACCCUCAGUACAACGAUCCUUCAUCUCAGUCCCAAGAUCAGCGAGGUGGGCACUUCUCUGCAACACUCACCUUCCCUCGAUCAGCAUCCGUUUUGGGAUACUGCCUCCUCCCCCUCGUCGCUACCAGUCUUUUCGGAAUCGUCAUGCCCAUGGACACGUCUCUGGGCAUAGUCUUGACUACGGCCGCCAUUAUGUGGUGUACAUACAGUGCCAGCGGCAUGUUCUGUGCUGUUGGAAGAAUGAAGGGCAUGAGGGGUCUGGUCGCGUACCCCUUGGCGCUAUUCUACGUCGGUUUCGGCAUUAUGGGCAUCUUCAGCAGCAGAGGCAGUGGAUCGUUCGCAAACGCAGCUGCGAACCUGAAGACCUGA
Molecule: messenger RNA, 951 nt
Organism: Pochonia chlamydosporia 170
Lineage: Eukaryota; Fungi; Ascomycota; Sordariomycetes; Hypocreales; Clavicipitaceae
Product: golgi membrane protein
Exons: 2
Coding region: 1-951 (316 amino acids)
Biological process (GO): endoplasmic reticulum to Golgi vesicle-mediated transport; vesicle fusion with Golgi apparatus
Cellular component (GO): membrane; trans-Golgi network
Source: RefSeq, a predicted model, not a curated record